CUGUAGCACCAACAACUGUAGCAGCAACAACUGUAGCACCAACAACAGCAGCACCAACACACCAAUGGUGGUGGUCUACAGCAGCACCAAGAACUGUAGCACCAACACACCAAUGGUGGUGGUUUACUGCAGCACCAACAACAGCAGCACCAACAACUGUAGCACCAACACACCAAUGGUGGUGGUCUACAGCAGCACCAAGAACUGUAGCACCAACACACCAAUGGUGGUGGUUUACUGCAGCACCAACAACAGCAGCACCAACAACUGUAGCACCAACACACCAAUGGUGGUGGUCUACAGCAGCACCAAGAACUGUAGCACCAACACACCAAUGGUGGUGGUUUAAUGCAGCACCAACAACUGUAGCACCAACAACUGUAGCACCAACAACUGCAGCACCACCAUCAGCAGCACUACCCCUGCAUGCCUCCAGUCCUCCUCUCAGUAAACUACCUUUGCAAUUCUCCUUACUUGUGGACCCACCUGCUCCCUCAUGUCAGGAGGGACUCUACUUGCCAAAGUUUGUGCACCCAACACCUGAAAAUGGAGUCAGCAUCCAAGCAGAGGUCAACAAAGAAGUGGAGAUCAGAGUCAAAGCACAAGCUACAUACGCAACGAUUCAUGAUAUCAUCAUCAGUGGGCCACUGAAUAUCACCAAGCACAGGACCACACAUGGGGAGUUUGUGAUUAGGUGGACGCCUGUCCAAAAUGACCUGGGAGAUCAUUACCCCAUCUGCUUUGCAGUUGAAUCAGUGACCGGGUCCGCUGUAAGCACCCCUCAACCCAUACACUCUUACACUCAUUACCACCCCACUCCAUCUUCACAGUCUGGCAUCUAUCAGUCCGAGAUGAGGUGUGUUCUGGUGGGCAUCGGUCAUACCAUCGUUAAAUCCCAUGUGAUCUGCAGUGAGUCCACAAUGACAGUAGAGGUUACAAAAUCUACUUUCCCUGGACUCCAUGAGGAUCAUUUGCGACUCAAUGACCCCAGCAACACGGCCUGCAGCCUGCAGAGACACUCCAACAGCACUCACAUCAUCGCCGUCGUCCCCCUCAACGCUUGUGGCACUUUGAUCGAGGAAGAUGAUGAAAACCUCGUUUUUAAAAAUGAAAUCACCACGGUGGACAACGUACAUGACCUGAUCACCAGGAACCACCUGCUGGAGGUGCAGUUCUACUGCCAGUACCCCAAACAUGGAAACGUGACACUGGGCUUCACAGCACACAGGAGGAUGGUCACAGUGUGGGACAAAGGCUUCGGCACGUUCACCUACCAGUUUGAGUUCUUUCCGAACAAUCAAUUCCGCACCAUGAUUGAUCCAAAUACAUACCCUCUGGAGUAUGACGUGAGGGACAGGAUCUACAUGCAGAUAGAGGCCACGUCUACAGUCAACAACACCGAGCUGUUUGUGGAGUCCUGCAGCGCUGCACCUUAUGACACCCCAAACUACUGGCCAACCUACUCCAUCAUUGAAAAUGGGUGUUUAGUAGACCAGACUGUUGAAGUGCAUCCCACCUCCAACCCGAGAGAAUUCAGAUUCAGCAUGGAGGCCUUCAAGUUCAUCGGCUUGAAUGACCAGGUGUACAUCAGCUGUUCAGUCCUGAUGUGUGAGGCAGGGAGCCACGGCACCAGGUGCUCGCAGGGAUGCAUCAACACUCCCUCAUUGCCAACCGGUCAUCACCACCACCGAAAGAGAGAGGCUCACGCUCAGAGUUCAAGGCACUUUGUUUCCCAGGGUCCCCUGCGUUUAAAGAGAUCAGCAGAAAGCACCGGGAGCGCAGCGGUCAACCUGAAUCUGAACCUGGUAUUCAUCGCUGGAUGUCUUCUUGCAGCUGUCGGCAUGAUCAGUGCAGUGGUUCUGUACAAAGUCAGAAUGUCAAAGGUGAAAUACCAACCGUUACCCACAGAUGAACGUUAAGAAAGCGGCAUGUGCAGAAUACAAUUUUAGUAUUAACGACAUUUAACAACAAGCUUUUUUAAAUUGGUUUUGCUAUCAGAUAUUGGGUGUUCAUGUUUCUUAUGUGCAAAUUUAAAUAAAACAUUUAAUUUCAACACUUUUAGAAAUACUCUGUACCUGUGCAAAUAGGAAGUUUUAUAUGAAUCAACACUGAGGAUGUUCAAGCACUGCAGCUGCUGAUUGUUUACUUGUGAAGUUUACUGUUUACCCCGAGAUCCCAUGUGCCUUUACAGAUGCUUCUGCUAUUAUGUAUUGCAUGACAAAAGGAUUGACCUAACUGAUGAUACACGUGCUUAAU
Cottoperca gobio is the source of this 2256-nucleotide messenger RNA. Its product is annotated as CUB and zona pellucida-like domain-containing protein 1. Bases 852 to 1919 code for a protein of 355 amino acids. The transcript is spliced from 10 exons. NCBI's taxonomy places the organism in Eukaryota, Metazoa, Chordata, Actinopteri, Perciformes, Bovichtidae. The record is from RefSeq and is a predicted model, not a curated record.